AUGGCCAAGCAACGUGUUAAGAAGCGCACCCACCAGAAGCCGCAAAAUGCUUCUGCCGUGAAGGGCACUGCUGCCUCAAUGUCCAAGACCCCAAAGUCUAUGGUCAUUCGAGUAGGCGCUUCUCAAGUCGGUAGCAGUGUGACCCAAUUGGUUAAGGAUGUCCGUCGUAUGAUGGAACCCGAUACCGCUGUGAGAUUGAAGGAACGCAAAUCCAACAGACUGAGAGAUUAUACCGUUAUGACCGGCCCUCUCGGUGUUACUCACCUUAUGCUAUUUUCCAAGUCUGCAACUGGCAACACAAACAUGCGACUCGCUGUCACCCCUCGUGGGCCGACUCUCCACUUCAAGGUUGAGAACUAUUCGCUGUGCAAGGAUGUUGAGAGAUCCAUGAAGCGCCCAAGAAGUGGCGGACAGGAUCACAAGACCCCGCCGCUGUUGGUCAUGAACAACUUCACUACGCCAGACGCAACCGAAGAUUCCAAAGUGCCAAAGCGCCUCGAGACCCUCACAACCACGAUCUUCCAGUCCCUCUUCCCUCCCAUCAACCCCCAAAGCCAACCUCUGUCAUCCAUCCGCCGUGUCAUGCUGCUCAACCGAGAGCCUGCCGAAAAAGAUAGCGAUUCAUAUAUCCUGACUUUACGCCAUUACGCCAUUGCCACGAAGAAGACCGGUGUGUCGAAACGAAUCCGUCGCCUGGAUCCCAAAGAGAUCCGCAACCGAGACAAGAAGAAGACCGCCGUCCCCAACCUUGGAAAGCUAGAGGAUGCCGCCGAUUAUCUUCUUGACCCAUCUGCUGCAGGCUACACAUCAGCAAGUGAGACCGAGCUAGACACCGAUGCCGAGGUUGAAGUUGCAGAGAGCACGACCCGCCGAGUCCUGAACAAGCGGGAAAUGCAGCGCCAAAAGGCCGCAGAGAAGGGUCAGGACAAGCCAGCCCAUACCCCUGGUGUCGAGAAGCGAGCGGUGAAGCUGGUAGAGCUUGGCCCUCGCUUGCGGCUCCGCCUGAUGAAGGUUGAGGAUGGAGUCUGCGAUGGCAAGAUUAUGUGGCACGACUUUAUUACGAAAUCUGAGAAGGAAGUGCGGAAGCUUGACCAGAGCUGGGACGUUCGCAGAAAGGAGAAGGAGCAGAGAAAGAAGCUGCAGAAGGAGAACAUUGAACGAAAGAAGCAGGCCAAGGCUAAGGCCAGGGCUAAUGGCCAAGAAGUGGCUGAUGACGAUGAGGAUGUUGAUAUGGAUGAUGAUGAGGAUUGGCUCAGCGAUGAUGACUUUGACAAGGAGGCUGAUGGUGAGGGUGAACCCGAGGAUGACUCCGAGUCUGAAGCCGAUUCGGAUGAUUCCAUGGAAGAGUAA
Molecule: messenger RNA, 1350 nt
Organism: Penicillium paradoxum
Lineage: Eukaryota; Fungi; Ascomycota; Eurotiomycetes; Eurotiales; Aspergillaceae
Product: Brix domain-containing protein
Exons: 2
Coding region: 1-1350 (449 amino acids)
Biological process (GO): ribosomal large subunit assembly; rRNA processing
Cellular component (GO): preribosome, large subunit precursor
Molecular function (GO): rRNA binding
Source: RefSeq, a predicted model, not a curated record